GCACGCUGGGAGUACUGGCUCUACUCUGCGGAGGGACCCUGGAAGGCAGCUUGUGUAACAAGAGACCAGGGCCGAUUUUUAAAGAUUUGCGAUAUGGGGAAUUCAUAUAAAAGGUUAAACCGAAGAUUAGUGCUUUCCAUACAGAGAUAAGAAGUCUUCCGGAACACCGCGGGUACAGGUACUAGACGACACAUAUCUUAAGUGGGUCGCUCUAAGGACUAAUGCCCAAACCAUCUCAGCAUGGCCUACCGAGGAGGAGGCGAGCACGGCCAUCCUCACUCAGCUGCGCUCAAUGUUAGCCCUGGAAGUCUUCCCACAUGUCGAACCCACGCCCAUUCGAUAUGCAUGGUGUCGGACUUUUUCUACCCGAAUAUGGGAGGCGUGGAAAGCCACAUUUACCAGCUCUCUCAGUGCCUGAUUGAAAGAGGACACAAGGUCAUAAUUGUCACCCAUGCUUACGGAAAUCGAAAAGGCAUCCGUUACCUCACUAAUGGCCUCAAAGUCUAUUACUUGCCUCUGAAAGUCAUGUACAACCAAUCUACAGCCACGACCCUAUUUCACAGUCUGCCAUUGCUCAGGUACAUAUUUGUUCGCGAGAGAGUCACGAUAAUCCACUCACAUAGUUCCUUUUCUGCCAUGGCCCACGAUGCCCUCUUCCACGCCAAGACAAUGGGGCUCCAGACAGUCUUCACGGACCAUUCCCUUUUUGGAUUUGCUGAUGUCAGCUCGGUGCUUACAAACAAGCUUCUAACUGUGUCUCUUUGUGACACAAACCACAUAAUUUGUGUCUCUUACACUAGUAAGGAAAACACUGUGCUAAGAGCAGCACUGAAUCCUGAAAUAGUGUCCGUCAUUCCUAAUGCCGUAGACCCUACUGACUUCACUCCAGACCCAUUUAGAAGGCAUGAUAGUAUAAUAACCAUUGUUGUUGUCAGCAGACUUGUUUACAGAAAAGGGACCGAUUUGCUUAGUGGUAUAAUACCUGAACUUUGUCAGAAAUACCCAGAUUUAAAUUUCAUAAUCGGAGGAGAGGGACCAAAGAGAAUCAUUUUGGAAGAAGUACGGGAAAGAUACCAGCUGCAUGACAGAGUGCGUCUCUUGGGAGCCUUAGAACACAAGGAUGUUCGAAAUGUCUUAGUCCAAGGACAUAUUUUUCUUAAUACUUCCCUUACCGAAGCAUUCUGCAUGGCAAUUGUGGAGGCAGCCAGUUGUGGUUUACAGGUUGUAAGUACCAGGGUUGGUGGGAUUCCUGAAGUCCUUCCAGAAAAUCUUAUUAUUUUAUGCGAGCCUUCUGUAAAAUCUUUGUGCGAGGGAUUGGAAAAAGCUAUUUCCCAACUGAAGUCAGGAACAUUGCCGGCCCCAGAAAAUGUCCAUAACAUAGUGAAGACUUUCUACACCUGGAGGAAUGUUGCCGAAAGAACCGAAAAAGUGUACGACCGUGUGGCGGGAGAAGCUGUGUUGCCGAUGGAAAGACGACUGGACAGACUCAUGUCUCACUGUGGCCCGGUAACAGGCUGCAUCUUUGCUUUGUUGGCCGUGUUCAACUUCCUCUUCCUCAUUUUCCUGAGAUGGAUGACUCCAGAUUCUUUCAUUGAUGUGGCAGUGGAUGCCACGGGGCCAAAGGGUGCCUGGACUUAUCCUCACCCUUACGGUAGAAAACAGGGUGACAAUAAUGAGGUGUCUCAAGUCAGGUAGAAGAAAACCUGCAUUGGAAGAUUUUCAAUAUUUGUAAUAGUUCUAUUAAGACUAUUGACAACAAGCUUGCUCUUUUUCUUUUUUUUAAAGUUAGUUUAGUAAGUUAUGCUACCUCUAUAUCAUUCAAUGUUUUAUUUUGAGCAAAGAUAAAAACUUAUGCAAUUCCUGAGUGUAGAAACUCCUUGCACUUAUUUCAAAUUUAGGAGAGAACAUUUAAGCCACUCAGGUAUGACAGUUUUCAGACUACUGAAAUUCCUCUAACAGACAUGUUUUCACACAUUAUAUUUUGGGAGCUUUGGGUGCUGAAGGGCCAAAUGUUUUCUGGACAUUUUUUUGGGCCAACUUUAAAUGUUCUACCAUUAACUAGAUAGUCACCAGAUGUUUACAAGUUUUCUUUAGGGAAAUACAACAACUCUAUGAACUCUUUUAAGUCAUGUUCUUAACACAUUUAUUAGACGUUUAAGUCAUAUUUUUGAACAUUUAUCGGGUAUGCUCAGUAUUGUGUAUAAUCAGCAGGUUUCUUGAGUAAAAAGGUCCAUCUGUUACCAGCAUGUUUUAAGCAGCUACUACGUGUAGAACAUUGAACUAGAUACUUCCUGCCGUGAAGGACCAGGGCGCAUUCGCUGUUUAUCACUCGAAUGGCUCACUUUAUUGUGGUCACAGUUGACAUGAAAUGGUGAAAUAUCCAACAUGCCAAAAAUGCUCAGGCUUUUAAUGCCAGGAAAAUAAUUGCUGGCAUGCUCCGAGUAUCUCUUCGAUUCCGUUGUAUGCAUUCUCCUGGGUAGAGCCUCCAUCUUCAGUUGUGUUGAUGAAAAUGCUUUUUUAGUUACUAGGGACCGAUAUCACUGUUGAUGAGAGUGCAGAGAGAAACCCUCCACAUCUUUCAGUGUAUAAUUUAGUCCUCUGUAAAUGCCUUCGUGUUUUCCAAGCAGAAUGUGUGAGGUGUGCCAUCUCAAACUCAGCUGCUACCCUGUACCUUUGAGAAAAAUCACUUCCCUUCACUUGUGGCCUAGCCGAUGCCUGAUAAGUAUUGUCAGUGUAGAAAAGUCUUUACCCCAGAAUGUUUAAUUUAUAGUGAAUCGAGUGUGAACAUUUUAGGAACACAAGUCUCUUUGUGGAUGGGUGUGUUGUUAGCUGUACUUCUUGUUGCCCAGAGCCAUGGGUUUUUAAACCCCAAAUUAUCCACAUGGUGUGUCUUAUUAUGAAACUCCUUAGAAUACGUUUUUCUGAUAAAGGAUGGAAAUGAAAAGAAUGAGGCACAUGUGGAUGCACUAGGUAGAGUCUGGCAGUAUUGUGAUUCUGUACAGGAUUUUUUUUAAAUGACAAUAUUUACAAAACUCCUUUUUGAAAAAUAUCUUAACAUUGCCUAUUAACCUGUUGCCACUGAUAUAUAAGAAAUGUAUUUGUGUUUCUUACUAAAACACAAAUGGAAGAGUGCAGUUUUUAAAAUUUAGAAGUUAGGGAUUCUCUAAAGAAAAGUAGACUGAUCCAAAACAUUAGAUCUUAUUGGGAUUUUUAUGCAAAGAAGCUGACAUAUAAAUAUGGAAUGAACAGUGCCAAUAUUCAUGAUAAAGUGAGAACUGUAACAUUUGGUUUUAUUUAUUCAGCAGUUUUUAUAGGUAUACUACUGUUUUUUCUUAGAUUUUUUGUUUCUUGGCAUUUUUUCAAAAUUGUCAUUUAAUUACUAAAUUGUCAUUUAUUUUGGAUGGAGAUAAGAUUUAAAGUUUUUGCAUGUAAAAUGUGUAACUCGCAAAUUAUUUUCCCUUUUUUUUUUUUUUUUUUUUUUUAGCAAAUGGAAGUAAAUUUGCUUGUUCUAGUAAAUGUUAAUUUUCAGGUUUCCCAGAUACCUUAAUCGUAACGAUCAGUAUUGCACUGGCCAAUAUGUGCAAACAUAUUGUUCUACUCUGCUACUUACGUUUAUUUAAAAGUGAACUUGCGGUUAUGAAGAAUUUAUGAAAAAUGUAUUUCUUUUGAUGUUACAAAAAGUAGCACGUGUAAAACUGUUUUAUGAAAACAAGCUACGUGUCCAAAAAUAAAGACCAAAAUGACGUUUUGACAA
Messenger RNA from Pteropus alecto (black flying fox), 3754 nucleotides. RefSeq names its product phosphatidylinositol glycan anchor biosynthesis class A (gene PIGA). The transcript is spliced from 6 exons. Lineage: Eukaryota; Metazoa; Chordata; Mammalia; Chiroptera; Pteropodidae. Gene Ontology annotation, cellular component: glycosylphosphatidylinositol-N-acetylglucosaminyltransferase (GPI-GnT) complex. Gene Ontology annotation, biological process: GPI anchor biosynthetic process. The coding region runs from base 241 to 1695 and encodes 484 amino acids. The record is from RefSeq and is a predicted model, not a curated record. Gene Ontology annotation, molecular function: phosphatidylinositol N-acetylglucosaminyltransferase activity.